Eucalyptus grandis is the source of this 411-nucleotide messenger RNA. RefSeq lists its product as uncharacterized. The coding region runs from base 1 to 411 and encodes 136 amino acids. The record is from RefSeq and is a predicted model, not a curated record. Lineage: Eukaryota; Viridiplantae; Streptophyta; Magnoliopsida; Myrtales; Myrtaceae. The transcript is spliced from 3 exons.
AUGGACUUCAACGGAAGUCUGGCUCUAAACAUCAUCUUUGCUUUGACCGUAGGACUGGUUUUGAGACAACUCACGAAACGGAGGGACUCGGAAUCAACCUCGAGAACGGAUGAUGCGUCUGCAGAAGAGAAUGAGGCGUCAAGGAGGGACUCGGAGCCAACCUCGAGAACGGAUGAUGCGGCUGCAGAAGAGAAUGAGGCGUUAAGGAGGGACUCGGAGUCAACCUCAAGAACGGACCAUGAGUCUGGAGAAGAGAAUGAGGGGGUUUUGAGACAACUCACGAAACGGAGGAACUCGGAAUCAACCUCGAGAACGGAUGAUGCGUCUGCAGAAGAGAAUGAGGCGUCGAGGAGGGACUCGAGCCAACCUCGAGAACGGAUGAUGCGUCUGCAGAAGAGAAUGAGGCGUUAA